Molecule: messenger RNA, 705 nt
Organism: Guillardia theta CCMP2712
Lineage: Eukaryota; Cryptophyceae; Pyrenomonadales; Geminigeraceae
Exons: 7
Coding region: 1-705 (234 amino acids)
Biological process (GO): microtubule-based movement
Source: RefSeq, a predicted model, not a curated record
AUGGCUGAACCAGCGGCGAUCCUGCUGGAGCUGGGGACGAUGUACUGGAAGGUUGGUUUUGCUGGGGAGUAUGUCCCUCGCAAGAUUGUUCCGAAGAACAUGUUGAGGAGGACAGCAGAGCCAGAGAAAGUGGAGAAGGCGCUCAGAAACGUGUUCAUCAACAUCCUCCUGUGCACUCCACGAGGAAGGAAGGUUGUGUUGUGUGAGAAGGUAACAGAGCAGACCAAGUUUCGAGCUCUCGUGGUCAGCAUCCUGCUGGAGAAGCUUCAGGUUGACUCGGUACAGUUCGUCCCUGCUCUUGUACAGCCUGUCUACGCGUGCUGCCGAGACAAUGAACUCUCGGGGUUGAUGGUUGAUGUUGGUUACUCGGAGACUUGUGUGCUCCCUGUCUACCACGGGCAUCCUCUCGUGCACGCCAUGUCAGUAGCAGAUGUUGGAACGCGGACUGUGCAUGAAUGUCUGGCGGCCCUGGCGGGUGAGAAGGAGCUUGUUCAGUGGCAGUCACCGGCUCCCGAAGACGCGAUCCUGGACCAUGUGGAUGCGCACAGACAAGCAGAGGACAUGGACGAUGUUGUCGUACGAAGUUGCUCUCUCCACCCUGAUGACGAGGGUCACCGAGUGAUGGUCGGUCAGUUCGCGCGAACUAGUGAGCUGCUGAUGGGCAUCUGCUGGGGUUGGAUGUUUGUAAUGUCCUGUUUGGCAUGA